AUGUUUCUUGUCGCAGUGGCCCGCCCCCGAUAUGAUCAUCAUGCCAAGAAGAUGUGGGAUGGCAAGGUGGGCGUUAGGCCGUUCAUACGUGCUGCUCUUGCUCUGCGAAGUAGCAAGAAUCGACCCAAAGGUACCCCUGUGACAGUGCCAGUGACUAUCGAUCCAAAAGUGUACUUUGAUGCUGUCGUUAACAAAGUUGUUUCUGCAAUUUUGUCGAAAUUCCCCGGUUGUCGCGACCGUGGCUACGUGUCGAUUCAACAAGACAACGCGAGCCCACACAAGUGCGUUACGACAGAGCUGCUUCAUGCGCAAGGCUGCGAUGCUUCUCGCUACGAGAGCGCAUUAACUCAUUUGCAUGAACGCCUAGGCGAGGAAGCUCACAUGGAGGCAAUGGUGAAUUCGCUCGACAGGCUCUUAGAGCCUGUUCGGGGAAAAUACCGAGACUAA
Aphanomyces astaci is the source of this 447-nucleotide messenger RNA. RefSeq lists its product as hypothetical. The transcript has 2 exons. Gene Ontology annotation, molecular function: nucleic acid binding. Bases 1 to 447 code for a protein of 148 amino acids. Lineage: Eukaryota; Oomycota; Saprolegniomycetes; Saprolegniales; Verrucalvaceae. The record is from RefSeq and is a predicted model, not a curated record.